Messenger RNA from Talaromyces atroroseus, 3939 nucleotides. RefSeq lists its product as hypothetical. Gene Ontology annotation, cellular component: HOPS complex; late endosome. Gene Ontology annotation, biological process: macroautophagy; endosomal vesicle fusion; cellular response to starvation. Bases 1 to 3939 code for a protein of 1312 amino acids. The transcript is spliced from 5 exons. NCBI's taxonomy places the organism in Eukaryota, Fungi, Ascomycota, Eurotiomycetes, Eurotiales, Trichocomaceae. Gene Ontology annotation, molecular function: protein binding. The record is from RefSeq and is a predicted model, not a curated record.
AUGGAAUCAUCUGGCGUUUCUGGCGUCAGCAGUGGUGCUGAUGGCAUGAAUGACCCGUCGCGACCGGUAGAGUCGACCUCCGAUCCUGGUGCGACCGAAGCUUCACACGAUGAGAACGGCCAGAACCGCCAACACGAUGAAGGCGAACACGAUACGCAGAAUGAGGACGAGCUUUCCGAUGCUGACGAAAACGAGGACGAAGACGAGGAAGAGGAAGAGGAAGAGCCUCGAUUGAAGUACCUGUACAUGACUAAGUGCCUACCUUCGCUGUAUCGCGGCGGAGACGCAACAAGCUCGUUCCUGGUCGGAGGAGAUAAGAUGAUAGUUGGCACUCACAAUGGUAAUAUACAUGUGUUAUCGGUACCGAGGCUCAAAGCUCUUCGUGUUUAUACAGCUCAUUCCGCGAGCGUGACGUCUAUUUCUAUAUCCCCGUUUUCUCCGUCAAGUUUGAGCUCGCGGUACAACGCGGCUAGCAAAUCAUCCGAAGAAGACGACACUCCUAUUCAGUCUCCGAAUGCAUCUCUACGAUCCAAGGGCAAGCCCAGGGACAUUCAACCACCGGGGCUACCGCCAACCCCUUCCAAUUCCAUACAUAUAGCUACCUCGUCGAUUGAUGGAAAUGUCUGCGUCUACUCACUUCUUGACCCCAAGGAAGUUCUUCUCCGAAACUUUGGUAGACCCGUGCAAGCCGUGGCAUUGUCGCCAGAAUAUAAAACUGACAGAACAUAUCUAUCGGGAGGCCGCGCGGGGCAGCUUAUUCUGACUGUUGGAGGACGAGCAGGCACAACGGAAAAUUCCACAACUUUAGGCACUGCAGCCGCAGCAACUGGGUGGCUGGGAUCUUUUGGCCUAGGUGCCAACUCGGGAAAGGAUACUGUUUUACACAGUGGUGAAGGAGCGAUUAACACCAUAAAAUGGUCUCUGUCUGGGAAAUACGUUGUUUGGGUUAAUGAAGAAGGUAUCAAGAUCAUGCGGUCGAAUCUACAUUUGGAGGCAGCAGAUACAGAGUAUGCGUGGACUCGAAUAAGGCAUAUAGACCGACCGAAUCGUCCACAAUGGGAAGAAAUGGCCAGUGUCUGGAAAGCACAUGCAGAAUGGGUUGAUAUGAAAUCACUUGAAGCUUCUGAGAACAAUGAAGCUGGGUCAAUAUCUGGCCAACAAACUUCCGCUGCCACCAAUGGCGAUUCAGCAGAAAUUGAGAAACUUGUUGUGGGCUGGGGUGGCACGAUUUGGGUCAUCAAUGUAUAUCCGGACUGUAUACCACCUGCUGGAACCCGAGCAGGCAACCGAAAGCUUGGGGACGCUGAAGUAGUGACAAUCCUACGAACCGACUCCACCAUUUCUGGCGUUGCCAUGUAUAGCCCGAAACUUCUGCUUGUUCUAGCAUAUUUGGAAAGCGAAAAGAGCGACCAGACACAAAGCAGUCGUAGGCAGAAAGCAGCCGAACCCGAACUUCGUCUUAUUGAUCUUGAAACGCAGGAGGAGGUUAGCGCCGACACGCUCUCAGUCAGUCGUUACGAGAAUCUUGCAUCCUCUGACUAUCAUAUGAGCGUAUUGAAUCCUCCACGAAUAACAACAGCCACGGUGCAGCGAGGAGGCUUUGGAGCCUUAGGCACAGGCCUCCUUGACGCAACUUUAUAUCCCGCAAGGCUCUUCACAUCGAACACUAGUGUACGAAGUUUCGGCAGCAAUGGCGAUAGGGGCUCUGAAAGAGUUGCUAGUUCCUUUAUCUCUAACCCUAUCUCUGGGGGUUCCACCAUACCGAAGGAGCUUCAAACUAUAUCCGCUGCCAAAGGCAUCAAGGUCUUUGUCCAUAGUCCUUAUGACUGUAUAGCGGCUAUGUCAAGAGACCUAUCAGAUCGUCUCGCGUGGCUAGAAUCAAACGAGAAGUACGAAGAAGCAUGGGUUCUUGUUGAUCAGAACCCGGGUGUCUUGACUUCAACGUCCGAGGGACAACAAGAUGCUUUCAUGAAAUCUCAGACGAGUUUAGUGGAAUUCUUUGCCGACGACGGUUCCUCAAUCACGACAGCCGGUCAGCCAUUAAACUCAAAUGCUAGAAACGAGAAGCUUCGCCUUGGUGAAUUAUGGAUCGAACAACACAUCCAAAGAAACGAAUGGGAAAGUGCGGGGGACGUCUGUGUCAAAGUCCUUGAUGCAACCGAUAGAUGGGAACACUGGGCAUGGAGAUUUGUCGAAGCUGGCAAAUACGAUGAAAUCGCUCAGCAUAUCCCAGUAGCCAUUCGUCCCUCGCUUCCAUCUGCAGUGUAUGAUGCUUUCCUUGAUUAUUACGUCUCCAGCAAUCGCCAAACGUUUGAACAGCUGCUAUGUCAAUGGCCACCGGAGCUUUUUGAUAUUGGCAAGACUAUUUCAAUCAUUGAAGACCAAUUGAAGUCAGGAGAUAUCCAGUCAGACUCCAAUGAUUGGCAUAUCUUGAUGGGAAGGCUAGCGAAGUUGUUAUUGGCUGAUGGACAUCACCGAGAGGCUUUGCAUUGCUAUAUACGACUGCAAGAUGCCGACGAGGCACUUCGUUUAAUUCGCGAUUAUCGUAUAGCAGACGCCAUUUCCGACGACGUUCUGAAAUUCAUACAUCUUCGAGUCUCGGAACAGCAAUUAGCUAAGGCCUCCAUCUCAGAAUUGGAGCAGAUGACUGCUGAGUCUAAUAGUAUCCUGGUUAGGGAGGCAUAUAACGGUAUUAUCCGCCCCGAAACAGUCGUAUCACAGCUAAACACCGCAUCUGGCCGUUUGUACCUGUUUUUCUACCUUCGUGCUCUGUGGAAAGGUGAUUCCCAUCCAUCCAAGGUGGAGGAAAAGCCUCAGCUUCGAGGACGGGGUCGCCACGCCCGAGACGCAGCAGAAAAACUCGCGGCCGACGAAGGAAGGAGUCUGGUAGAGCCAUUUGCAGACAUCACAUUAAAUCUUUUUGCCGAGUAUGACAGACAACUGCUCAUGGAAUUUUUGCAGGCAAGCACAGCCUAUUCCUUUGACGAGGCUUGCGGAAUCUGCGAAGAGAAACACUACACUACAGAACUCAUAUAUCUCUUGUCGAAGACGGGACAAACGAAACGGGCUCUUAACCUUAUACUUUCUGACCUAAACGACGUCUCGCAAGCGAUCAGCUUUGCGAAAUCACAAGAAGAUUCUGACUUGUGGGAAGAUUUGCUUAAUUAUUCAAUGGACAAGCCCGAUUUUAUUCACGCGUUGCUUACCGAAGCCGGGACAUCCAUUGAUCCAAUAAAACUCGUCAGGCGCAUCCCCAGUGGACUGGAGAUAGAAGGCCUUCGGGAUGGACUAACUCGAUUACUUCGCGAUCACGACAUCCAAGCAAGCAUAAGCCAGGGGGCAGCCAAAGUUCUGCAGGGCGAAGUCGCUGUUGGAAUGGAUGCACUACGGCGUGGUCAGCGGCGCGGCAUCAAAUUCGAUGUCGGCAAACCAUCUAUUGAUGGCGGUGAUGGUGACACGUCAGAGAAGAACGACGUCGGUGCUGUAAAGGAUGGCGACGAUGGCGAUCAUACAGGUAAUGAGGAAGGGUUUCUACCACAGAAACAACGUGCGAGUGGCCUGGCGAUUAGCAGACCCCGCCGUGUUGCCCCUGGUCAAUGCGGUGGUUGUUUCGAAUUCUUUCACGAGAAUGAAAAGGAAAUGCUUGUCGGAUUUGCCUGUGGCCACGUCUUCCACUUGUCUCACGUCCAGGAACCAGCUCAUUCUCAUGGGAACGAGUUCACGCAUCCAAGCGAGACUAUUCAUGAGUCUCCACUGCCAGAGGGUGAUUUUACCGGAGAUAAUGAAGACGAAGAGACCUCCGAUUUCUUUACCACGUCUCGCACCGUAGGACCCAAAGUCAUUACUGCUCGCCUGAUACGAGAUCGAAUUGGAGAUGGAUGUCAAAUCUGCGCUCUGAACAGACAAGUAGCAAACGCCGCCGCACCUGAAAAUACGUAG